UCAUCAGACUGGACUCAUAGUGCCGCUGUUGGUCAAUAUGUCAGUUUAGAGAGCAGAUCUGCUGCAGUUCCACCCCCAUCAUCACCAUAUUAUUCGAGAGAGACAGAAGCUGAGAGCACAGUCUGAGGAGGAGAGAGAAGACAAAUCACAGAGAUACUGUAUUCAAUAUACUUCUGGAAUUACAGACUUUCUUAGUUUUUGUCACUUUGGAUUUAUAGAUGAUUUCCUCCAGCUUCUUGGAUUGAUUUAUUUGUUUUCUGCUUCAAUCUUCAUUCCGUUGUCUUCUGCAAAAUGUCGGACAGAACAAUGGCGCGGCAAGUACUGCUGUUUAUUUGGUUUCUCUCUCUCAGUUCUGCUCUCGGGCAGGUCAGUUACUCCAUUCCUGAGGAAAUGGCGAAAGGCUCUUUAGUCGGGAGCAUAGCGCAGGAUUUGGGUUUAGAUUUAAAGAGACUGAGAUCGGGUAAAGCGCGUAUUUAUACUGGAGACAGCGCUGAAUACAUCGAGCUGAAUAAAGAAAGAGGAGUCCUCCUUAUCAAAGAGAGAAUAGACCGAGAGACGCUAUGCGGACAGACAACGCCUUGCGCGCUACAUUUUCAGAUUAUUCUUGAAAACCCGAUGCAACUAUACAGAGUAACAGUUGAGAUACAAGACAUUAAUGAUAACGCCCCUAUUUUCAGCCUCGAUGAAAUGAAAUUUGAAAUUAGCGAAAUGGCUCUGUCCGGAGCUAAAUUCGAUUUGGAGACUGCAGUUGACACCGACGUGGGUUUGAAUGGUCUUCAAAAGUACAUACUGAAACCAAGUGACAAUUUUAUUAUAAAAACUCAAAGCUUACCAGAUGGUAGUAAAUCUGUGGAAAUGGUUUUACAGAAACCACCGUGUCUAUCAUCGCCAUUCUACGUAGGGGGCACAGGAACUUUACAGCACGUGUACAAUUAUGAGGUUUGCAGAACCACUGACUCCAGAAAGAGUGAUCUGAAAUACGACAGACCUUGCAGUGAAAGCAUCAUUAGUCUGGACAGCAGUGGAGCACAGACACUCACGCAUGCGCAAAGAGGGAAACUGAUCAGUGAUGAAUUUGAUGAUCAGUUCAUCAGACGGGACUCAUAG
Molecule: messenger RNA, 1107 nt
Organism: Sinocyclocheilus grahami
Lineage: Eukaryota; Metazoa; Chordata; Actinopteri; Cypriniformes; Cyprinidae
Product: protocadherin beta-11-like
Exons: 3
Coding region: 292-1107 (271 amino acids)
Biological process (GO): homophilic cell-cell adhesion
Cellular component (GO): plasma membrane
Molecular function (GO): calcium ion binding
Source: RefSeq, a predicted model, not a curated record